AUGUCUGAACCAGAAAUAAUUCGAAGCACAACACUAUGGAUGCAAAUGAAGGGUUUACUUUUCUUUACUUUUAUACUCCUUUCUACGAUUAUCAAUACAAUUUACGUUCUGAUACCUUUGCUACCAUUAAUGUUUAUCAAUCAUAAUUUGUGGAGGAGAUUAAUGGAUUACUUAAUCGGAUUAUGGCUACUCGUACCAUGUGUUCGUUUCAAUUUUUUUUUCAUAUUUUAUAAUAGGCAAAAAUCGGUUUACUAUAGCGUUUUAUCAGUUAAUAUGAAUAACAUUAUGGGUUUAAUGGAAAUUUUAUUUGGUGUUAAAAUUACAAUAUCUGGAACUAAAAUAGAUCGUACUGAACCAGCACUAAUAAUUAUGAACCACCGAACCUGCUUGGAUUGGUUAUUUUUUUGGAUAGCUUUAAUUCAAAUAAAUCCAUAUCUUCUGGUAUCACAAAAAAUAUCAUUGAAAAAAAUAAUAAGAUAUAUCCCUGGAGCCGGUUGGGCUAUGGCUACUAAUGCUUAUUUAUUUUUAACACGACGUUUUGAAAAAGAUCAAAAGCAUAUUGAAAAUAUGAUUGAUUAUUAUGCUAAUUCAAAGCAACCUUAUCAGCUGUUAUUAUAUCCUGAAGGAACGGAUAAAGAUAGUCGAGCAGUCGAACGAAGUAGGCAGUUUGCUCUAAAACAUGAUCUAGUCCAUUACAACUAUGUACUUCAUCCAAGAACCACUGGAUUUACAAUCAUGUUAAGAAAAAUGAGACAAGCAUCUUACGUGAAAAAUAUUUACGACGUGACAAUUGGUUACGCAGAUGCAAUCGUACAAUCAGAAUUUGAAUUACUCUUUAAG
This is a messenger RNA of Thelazia callipaeda (thelaziosis nematode), 840 nucleotides long. NCBI's taxonomy places the organism in Eukaryota, Metazoa, Nematoda, Chromadorea, Rhabditida, Thelaziidae. The record is from the annotation of a GenBank genome assembly.